AUGGGUUUGCCUUGGUAUCGUGUCCAUACCGUCGUGUUGAAUGAUCCUGGCCGGUUAAUCACUGUGCAUAUAAUGCAUACAGCUCUAGUUUCUGGAUGGGCCGAUUCGAAGGCUCUUUACGAAUUAGCAGUUUUCGAUCCAUCCAAUCCUAUUCUUGAUCCAAUGUGGAGACAAGGUAUGUUCAUUAUACCUUUUAUGACUCGUUUAGGAAUAAAGGAUUCAUGGGGUGGAUGGAGUAUAACCGGAGAAACUGGAUCUAAUCUAGGAAAACCUUCUUUAGAUUUGCCUAAGAUUUUUGGAACUCAUUUAUUCCUCUCAGGAGCAGCUUGUUUCGGAUUCAGAGCAUUUCAUGUAACGGGUUUGUAUGGCCCUGGAAUAUGGGUGUCUGAUCCUUAUGGACUAACUGGAAAAAUACAGCCCCGUUCUGACCCCACUUUUUCGGGGUCACCUUCUAACCUUGAACCGCAAACCAAAAAGACGGCUAACUUAGCCUACUCCAUCCCUCAGGACCAACAAAGGGUAGUGCAGGAAUAUUAA
Messenger RNA from Cryptomeria japonica (Japanese cedar), 537 nucleotides. RefSeq names its product photosystem II CP47 reaction center protein-like. NCBI's taxonomy places the organism in Eukaryota, Viridiplantae, Streptophyta, Pinopsida, Cupressales, Cupressaceae. Gene Ontology annotation, cellular component: membrane; photosystem. Gene Ontology annotation, molecular function: chlorophyll binding. The transcript is spliced from 2 exons. The record is from RefSeq and is a predicted model, not a curated record. Gene Ontology annotation, biological process: photosynthesis, light reaction; photosynthetic electron transport chain. Bases 1 to 537 code for a protein of 178 amino acids.